Molecule: messenger RNA, 1796 nt
Organism: Solenopsis invicta (red fire ant)
Lineage: Eukaryota; Metazoa; Arthropoda; Insecta; Hymenoptera; Formicidae
Product: odorant receptor 4
Exons: 4
Coding region: 402-1622 (406 amino acids)
Biological process (GO): detection of chemical stimulus involved in sensory perception of smell; sensory perception of smell
Cellular component (GO): plasma membrane
Molecular function (GO): odorant binding; olfactory receptor activity
Source: RefSeq, a predicted model, not a curated record
AGCAAGCGGUUAUGAAAAUAAUAGCUUCAUUAAAACUAUUAUUUUUCUACAGGAAAAUAUUUUUUAUCUUGACUAAUAUUAAAAAAAAAAAAUAUAUAUAUAUAACAAUAAUAAUUAAAGUUUAUACGUCUAUCCAAAUUGUAUAUAGAAAGAUCAGAAUCUUUGAUCUUAAAUAACAAUAAAUUAAUACUUUCGCAAGUGCAUGUUUAUGGUAGUCAAUUUUUUUAGAGAAGUACUUCCUCAACAGCGUGCUCCGCGAGUAUCGAUCGACUGACGCACAAAUAUUCUGUUAUUACCUGUUACGUUACCAUAACUCACUGGCGCAGGCGCCACUUUUCAACUGCAACUGUAUGUAACAGUUGCAGUCGGUUCAGUAGCAUCUGCGCGUUCCGCGAGCAAUCAUGAGUAGCGGUAAAUCUGUCAAGCCGUAUCAAGAUCCGAGCGAUUACAGUAUUCAGUUAAAUCGUUGGUUCCUGACACCAGUGGGCGCUUGGCCAAGAUCAGCUUCGACGACAUUCAGAGAGAAGGUGAUUUCGACGAUAUUGAUAAUCAUCUGUUACUCUCUAAUAUCCUUCACGGUCCUACCCUGCAUCUUGAACAUUCUAUUCGAAGAGACCGAUAUGCAUAAAAAAUUAAAAGCAAUAGGUCCGUUAAGCCAUUGGAGCAUGGGUGGUAUGAAUUUUUUCUCUCUGUUGUUUCGCAACCGCCAAAUAGGUCGUUGCAUUCAGCAUAUGAAGAUCGAUUGGCAAACGGUGAAAAAUAGUGAGGAUCGACAAGUGAUGCUGAAAUAUGCCAAAAUCGGCCGUUUUGUCGCUGGGAUAUGCGCAGUUUUUAUGCACGGCGGCGUAUUCAUGCACAGCCUGUUGCAGGGCAUUACACCAACGUUCGAAUAUAUCGGCAACGUGAGUGUGUCGGUGAUCGUGUUACCUUGUCCCACGUACAGCAAGUUCAUAGACAUCGGGCAGAGUCCGGAGAACAAGAUCGCGUUAACGAUACAACUUAUGUCAAGUAUCGUCGUCAAUUCUGUCACAGUUGGCGCCUGCAGUCUCGCAGCGGUGUUUGCCAUGCACGCGUGCGGCCAGUUGAAUGUGUUAAUGAGAUGGCUGUACCAAUUGGACGAUCAAAAACAGCAAAAUACGGUACAACGUCGUUUGGCGAACAUUGUGGAGCACCAUCUAAGAGUAUUAAGUUUUGUUGCACAGAUGGAAGAACUUUUGAAUCAAAUAUGUUUUGUGGAAUUGCUAGGAUGUACAUUUAACUUAUGUAUGCUCGGAUAUUAUGUCAUUACGGGAUGGAAUGUAAUAGAGAAAACAACGUGUUUGUCCCUGAUGCUCAUAUAUAUAUCUAUGUGUUUCAACAUUUUUAUAUUCUGCUACAUUGGUGAGGUAGUCACAGAACAGUGUAAACAAGUAGGCGAAACAGCCUAUAUGACAAACUGGUACAAUUUGCAUCAUAAAACGGCUCGUGGUCUGAUUUUAAUUAUUUCCCGAUCGAGUACCGUGAUCAAGUUAACUGCAGGAAAACUAGUUCAUCUUUCUAUUGCAACUUUUGGUGCUGUGAGUACACGAAAAUGUAUAUCAUGUUUUGUACAGUCUAUUACAUUUACGAAACGUUUCAGGUGAUAAAAACCUCCAUGGUGUAUUUAAACAUGCUCCGAACUAUGACGGUUUCUUAAGUUGAAUUACACCAGUUUGUACAAAGCGUUAGCAAAUUCUCUAGUUAACACCGUAAUUUAAAAUUAUAUUUGAAUAAAUAUAUAAAUUAUAAAUAAAAUAUAACAUUUAUUAUUAAAAAAA